Molecule: messenger RNA, 411 nt
Organism: Tetrahymena thermophila SB210
Lineage: Eukaryota; Ciliophora; Oligohymenophorea; Hymenostomatida; Tetrahymenidae
Exons: 5
Molecular function (GO): protein binding
Source: RefSeq, a predicted model, not a curated record
AUGAUAUAAUAGAAUAUCUGUUUCUAUGAUAUAGAAGAAGUUUUAAGCUCUUCACUUUAAUCGCAUUAGACACUCCAUAUUGAUCUGAGUUGGAAAGAAAUUGAUUAUAAAGGUGCUUCAGCCUUAUGUUUCGGUUUAUCAAAUUGCACUAAUCUCUCAAAUUUGAUACUUGAUCUUUAGUCGAAUUAAAUUGGUGACGAAGGUGCAUCAGACUUAGGUUCUGGUUUAGGAAAGUGCACUAAUCUCUCAAAUUUGAAAUUUGAUCUUUAUAAAAAUAAAAUUGCCGUAUUUGGUGCAUCUGGCUUAGGUUCUGGUUUAGGAAAGUGCACUAAUCUCUUAAAUUUGGAGCUUAAUCUUGAGUAAAAACAGUUUAUUUGUUUGGAUUGUGAUACUUUUGAAAUUUAAAAAUGA